Thermothielavioides terrestris NRRL 8126 is the source of this 726-nucleotide messenger RNA. RefSeq lists its product as uncharacterized. The record is from RefSeq and is a predicted model, not a curated record. Lineage: Eukaryota; Fungi; Ascomycota; Sordariomycetes; Sordariales; Chaetomiaceae. The transcript is spliced from 3 exons. Bases 148 to 684 code for a protein of 178 amino acids. Gene Ontology annotation, molecular function: heme binding; ubiquinone binding. Gene Ontology annotation, biological process: mitochondrial electron transport, succinate to ubiquinone; tricarboxylic acid cycle. Gene Ontology annotation, cellular component: membrane; mitochondrial envelope.
GCAAACGGCAGCACGCCGGUUCGGCAACCUGUUUUCGCGAGUUCUUCCCGUUACUCCGCUGCCGUCGCUUUCAGAGUCGAGACACCGAAGCCCAUCAGCACGCUCUGCAGCCGAACCAAUUGACUGCCGCCCGCAUAGUUCCAACACAUGAUGGCAUCGAUUGCUCGCUCCUCCCUGCUGCGGCAGGUUGCUUUGGUGCCCAAGCUGCCGAUUGCGACUCGGCUGGCGUCCCAGCAAAGCGCCAUCGUCAACGCCGCCCGGGUAGCAACCUUCCAUACCACCGCCCGCAGGGAUCUCUUACCCCCUCUCCCGCAGCGUGUUGAAGGCACAGUGAACGACGCGGCUCCCGUGCCGGAAACAUCCCCUUCCCACGGAUCCUACCACUGGACCUUUGACCGCCUGGUCGCCGCCUCCCUUAUCCCGCUCACCGUCGCCCCCUUCGCGGCCGGCUCACUGAACCCGACGCUCGACGCCCUCCUCUGCGCCACCAUCCUCAUUCACUCGCACACCGGCUUCCAGAACAUUAUCAUCGACUACGUGCCCAAGUACAGGACGCCGCGCGCACGCAAGCUCUUCGUCUGGGGCCUCAACGCCGCCACCGUCGUCGUCGGCCUGGCCCUCUACGAGUUCGAGACCACCGACGUGGGUGUCACCGAGACUAUCAAGCGCAUCUGGACCGCGUGAGGUGGGGAGCAGAGACUAGGCGCCAGAACUUGACUGAGCAGA